AUGUAUCAACCAAAUCAAGUACAACUUCCUGAACAUGGAUAUCCAUACACAACUCGCGCAACUCCUAGCACUUAUCGAUUGGCGUUUGACUCGAUUAAUGAUGACUAUAAGAUUCUUAAGAUUGACAACAAGGGAAGUUCGACAUCAUUCAAUAAAAUCUUUGCACUAAAGAGUGGUUGUUGGAGAAAUAUUGGUAACCAUUGUCGUGGCUUUGUGAAUAACGUGUGUGGUGAAGAAGACUCUUUGGCGUUUGUUCGUGGUGCAUUUCAUUGGAUCGGUAAAGAUAAUCUAUCCAGGCAUUUUAUGAUUUCACUUAAUAUAUCAAAUGAGGUGUAUGGGGAGAUAUCGUUGCCGGAGGGAAUAUGCAAUAUUCACGGCAGUCAGAUAUGCCUAGAGCGUGACAUUUCUGUAUUACAAGGAAUGCUUUGUGCUUAUCGUACUCACCUAUCGCCAAGGGACUGCACUUUUAAGUUAUGGGUAAUGAAAGACUAUGGUGUCAAGGAAUCUUGGACUGAAUUAUUUAGCAUACGAGGUCCCGAGUUGUACCAAAAUAUUGGUUUGCAGAUGGUGAAGUGCUACUCUACUUCAGUAUGUACCAAAAUGAGGGGUUAA
This is a messenger RNA of Capsicum annuum, 612 nucleotides long. Its product is annotated as F-box protein CPR1-like. Bases 1 to 612 code for a protein of 203 amino acids. The transcript has 2 exons. NCBI's taxonomy places the organism in Eukaryota, Viridiplantae, Streptophyta, Magnoliopsida, Solanales, Solanaceae. The record is from RefSeq and is a predicted model, not a curated record.